This is a messenger RNA of Pseudomassariella vexata, 2262 nucleotides long. RefSeq lists its product as uncharacterized. The record is from RefSeq and is a predicted model, not a curated record. The transcript is spliced from 3 exons. The coding region runs from base 363 to 1838 and encodes 491 amino acids. Lineage: Eukaryota; Fungi; Ascomycota; Sordariomycetes; Amphisphaeriales; Pseudomassariaceae.
CGGAACAACCAUCGUUGGCUGGGAGCAAGAGCGAGGCGAUGACGCUGAUCCAAGGGCAGGUUUUUAAGACUGCAGGCAGUCCCGGCUCGGUUUGGUUGGAAAGCUGGGUCGGUAUGACCUGAAUUUUUGGCUUUAUUCCCCUUUUACUUCUCCAUUUCAUUUCUUUCAUUCUAGGCAGGGCCCGUUUUCCUUUCGAAGAUACAAUAUACUGUGUCAUACCUUCAUUUCAUUCCAUGUGGCAUAUACUUGGUUUAAGACGGCUUUCUCAAAGAUUUCCUUGGGUGUGUUCUGGGUGGAGUUGCGCGUUGGGGUUUGGCAAAGCCGAUAAUAUAAAUCACCACUAAAAAGCAUCAAAAUCCAACAUGAGGCGCGGUAAUCGUCAAGGCCAGGAGGUGGCAGAUGCUCUACGCAUUGUGGUUCGCGAAUUCAAUGCGCCAUCCUUUGCAGCCACAAUGCCACCCGAUGCCGAGCGGCCUAGCCCACCGUCAUCGCCAGACACGCCUGGAUCGGCCGCCAGUUCUGUAGCUUCAUUGUCGCCAUCACCAACCUCGGGGGUUUUCCCUUCUGGAACAGCGGAGUUGCCCCCGCCAACACGCAAUCCCUUGCCACCGCCUAAACCUACCACAGAGGCAGAGUCUCCGUCUCCGGCCACGACGACGUCCCUAUCCCGGAAUCCUACGUCUCGUCCAUCAUCUGCAACACUUCAACCGACAGUGACCAGUUCCACCCAGCCAUUCAUCACCUCUACCGUCGCUGCAACAACUACUCCGAUAGUGGUAUUCCCAACUGAAACCACAUCCUCGAUCACCAGCUCAACGACGACAAACACCGAAUCCCCCGCUAAGCAGGUACAAAACACAGCCACUUCUGGAGCCCCUGCCACCUCGACCAGUGACUCAAGUGAUGGAAUUGGUCAGCCCGUGCAAGGGGAGAGCGUGACUUCUUCCAACCAAAGAGGAACCAUCGGGGCGGGGAUAGCAGUAGGGACCAUCGCUGGUGUGGGACUAUUAGUCUCCCUCAUAUUCCUGCUAUGGAAAUGGCGCCGGCGCCGCAGUCAUGCCAACCAAGAUCACUUAUCCAACUUACCGCCCGCCGGUUACCGACCAAGACAGCCGGGUGGCUCAGUCAAGUCGGACACGAGGAUCAUGGAUGAGCUCAUGGCGGCGGCUUACGAUGCAGAGAAUGGCGGCGAUGCCUAUGGCGGCCCUGGACAUGGCGUCUGGGACGACGGCGGCUACAUGCGCGAGAAGCAUGGCGGGUAUGAGGAUGACGAGGACGCGAUCUUGCAACCCGAGCCCACUGCUGCUCCCAAGCUGAAAGAAUCCGUUUCCAACUGGCUCAACCGUCACAGUCACCAUAUGGUUAACCCACUGGAAGCAAGAGCCAGCAUGGUAUCCAGCACAGCCGGCAAUCUACCCCCUGGAACCCUACCUCCGAUGUCGCCACGUUACGUCCCGAGCGUGUACAUCCCCUCCUCAGCUGAGAGCGCCAUUCAAGUCGCCGCCGUCCCUCCACCCUUAGAUCCGCGGUUCAAUCCCGCGCAACGCAGCGAGCCCAACCCCGUCCCGGCGGAGAUGCCCGAGCCGGACAGCUUAGGAAUCUACAUGUCCAAGAAGGCGAAGCAGGAGCAGGAGUUAUCGUACUACUUCCAGGACAUACCGCCCGAGCUUCAAUCUCAGGCAAAACAAACGGCACCGACUCCUGCUGUCGCGCCUACCGAGUUCACGAGCCGCACCUCGGGCACGUGGAAUACGUGGGGUGUAAUGCAGCAUCGGAACGAGCCGCAGCAGUCGUCGUGGAAGGAAAAGUUUAGUCUCAACAUGAGACCAAGCACGUGAGAUUACGAGAAAGGUCCGAGAAAGGUCCAAUGAAUGAAGGAGUGGUUUGUGCGGUGCGGAGAGCGCUCGAUGGUAUAAUCUAAUAACCACUCGAGAUCGCUCGACCAUGAGUGCGUUGCUCGAGUCCAUGGUCUCGCGCGGGCGCUUGGCAUGUGUGCUGUUACUCUUUGACCGCAUCCAUCAAGCUGGAGAAUGUCGCUGGGAUCAUCAUCUCAGGCUGUCAACGUUGCGAGACGGGUUGGCGAAUGUAGGCAUUCGAUGUCUUCAGAGCAGCACAGAGAUGGCUUUGACAGGUGAAGGCGGAAAGUCAUUCAAUUCUACGAAUAUUGUGUGACAAGCAAGUCACAUGGCAACGCACAAGAAGAUAGCUAAUUUCACAUCGAACUCACGUGGUGGUGACAAUAGAUAGUAGCUCAAGAGGUUU